Messenger RNA from Striga hermonthica, 2193 nucleotides. The record is from the annotation of a GenBank genome assembly. Lineage: Eukaryota; Viridiplantae; Streptophyta; Magnoliopsida; Lamiales; Orobanchaceae.
AUGGAUGCUUACGAAGCUACUAAGACAGUGAUGUCGAGGAUCCAAGCUCUAGAUCCGGAGAACUCUUCGAAAAUCAUGGGCUACAUUCUGAUACAGGACCAAGGCGAAAAGGAGAUGAUACGGCUGGCUUUCAGCCCGGACCCGCUUCUGCUGUCUUACAUCGGCCAAGCCAAGGCCCGUUUGGGGCUCUCUCCGAACAGCCCCUCUUCAAACCCUCCGCCCCCUUUCUCCCGCCCAGCCGUGCCAAGCAGCCCUUUCCUCCAGCAUUCGCCGCGGGGACUGGUGGUGCCGAACAGCGGCGGGUUCCAUCUGAGCAACCCGCCCUCGCCGGCCGCCGGAGCUUUCCCGAGGAGCAGGGCCUGGCCGGACGACGAAUUCGGCUACGAUUACCGGUUCCCGUUUAUCGAUAACCCGGCAGCGGCGGACCCGGUGAUGAGCCCCGGCGGGAGGAGCGAUUCUCUGGUUUUCCCGUACGGCGAGGACGCUGCCGGCGGUUCGUCUUCCCCUCAGCCGCACCCGUUUCACAAGAGGAGUUAUUCGGUGAACGACGCCGCGUUUAUCUCCGAAGGGGGUCUGUGGAGGCCUUGCAUGAACUUUACGAGAGGUUUCGGCAAGAAUGGUGGCGAGAGCAAGUUCUUGCAGGGAGAAUCGGGUGGCGGGGUCGACCCGGUCGAUCUCGGGUCGCCCGGGAAGAGUGUUUCCGGGUUUGAAGAGCUGCUGAGGCUGAAAGCCCUUCAGCAGCAGAGGUUUGCGUUCAUGGCCUCUGGUGGCCACCGUCCUUUCUCCUACAACAAAUGCAUGGACGCCAUAAAUGAGAAUCCAAGGAGUGAUUUUUCACCGUUCGGAUUGAGUUCUAGCGCCAACUCGUGCGCCCGUCAAAUUUACUUAACGUUCCCGGCUGAUAGCACAUUCAAGGAAGAAGAUGUUUCUAGUUACUUUAACAUGUUUGGACCUGUGCAAGAUGUAAGGAUUCCGUAUCAGCAGAAAAGAAUGUUUGGGUUCGUGACAUUUGUGUACCCGGAGACCGUUAAGCUCAUUUUGGCCAAAGGGAACCCUCAUUUUGUUUGUGAUUCUCGUGUUCUUGUCAAACCUUACAAGGAGAAGGGCAAAUACAAAGAGAAGAAACAACAUUUGCAACAGUGCUUAAGCCCAUCUGGACUUGAUUCUGGCGAACACUUUGACACACCCUUUGGGCCUAGAAUGUUAUUAAGCCCACGAGAGAUGAUGCUGAGGAGAAAAUUGGAGCAUGAGGCAGAAAUGCAGCAGGCCAUUGAACUCCAGGGUCGAAGAAUGAUGAAUUUACAACUGAUGGACCCGAAAAGCGAGAGCCAUAAUUUCAGUUAUCUGCCAAGCUUCUCCUCUAGCAUCCCGGAUUCCUCCCCGGGACACUCUCAGUUGCUGAUGAAUCAUCAUCUCAGAAAUUCCUCUGGCUCCAUUAAUCAAGAAAAUUCAGAAGAAUUUGAUGGCUGCAAAGAAGCACCCAUUGAAGCUGAUGAGAAGAAUGUGCUUGAAGGUCACAAUUUUUUUGCCGACAACAGUAUUGAUGGUGGAGAUAUCCUGAAUCGGGAGAAUAGUGAUGAAUCGGAAUUCCAGGAAAGCUUGGAGCACGUGCUCCCGGAUAAUCUAUUUGCUUCGCCUAAGAUAUCUGCUGCUGAAAACCACUCGUCUGUUUCCUCACAGCCUCUGCCCGUAGCCAAUGACAAUGUACAAGUUUCGUCCUCAAGCAAUGACCUUCUCUCGAGCAGCUCACCCCUCACCAUAGCUUCUCUCAAAUCGUGUUACCUUCAAAUGCCUAGGUUUUCUUCCGGGCAAGAAGGCGUUGAAAUGACGGGUUACGGAACAGACUCGGACCGUCGAACACGGUCCACGAACCGGCCAUUGUUUGAUCCGAGCAGGUUCAGGGCAACAACAACUAACACCGCAACAAUUUCUCUACCUACGAAGGAUGGGAAGAGCCCCGGGGUCGAGAAGGUGGUCAAGACUUGGGAGGAACAGGUGGACCUAACACGGUCAUACUUAGAAAGGGCCUGUAGAGGAACGAAGAAAUGGGCUGACAAGAAGAGGCGCGCGUCCUCAAGAGUUCUCCCAAGCGAAUCUAAUCCUUGUGAAGUCGUUGCCUCGACAAUUCAAGACCUUUCAAAGCUUGCACAAGGGACUGGUACGAAAGUACGAGGGAUCGUUCUCGGUGAUUAA